AUGGGGUGCACACCUUCCCACAGUGACAUUGUAAACAGUGUCGCAAAGAGUGGCAUUCAGUUUCUGAAAAGGCCCAAAGCAAUUUUGCCCGGAUGUCAGGGGAACUGUGGAAGUGGGUCCAUCCCUCUGUUAGUUAAAAGUUCCACCUGCUAUGACCCUGGAGGGAGCCUGCCCCAGGGACGGAGGUGGACCGAGGAGCCACUGAGGGCCAAGAGGUCUCAAACAGUGACUGAUGGUCUUUGUCAGCAUGUGGGAGAAAGGGAGGGGCUGAUCCCCGAAAGCCAAACCUCCCCAGCCAGGCUGAACAAAUCACAAAGCCACAUGACUAAGGACAUUCUAGGCAAGAUGGGGGGCUCCCACGGGACACAAGGAACUGCCUUUCUUGGGGAAAGGGAUGAAGAAAGUACUACUCAAGAUACCUCAAAGCUGUCAUACCAGCCGGGUUGCCAGGCUAUCCCAGAGUCAGAGCACAAAGUGGACUUCCCUGAGCCCCUGGUAAAGGCCCACCAGCAUGUCUACGCCUACCUGCACUCCAGCCUCUCCAGGUACGAAGCAAUACUGCGCCUCCUGCAGCAGGCCAGCCAGACCCGGGAGCUGCUACAGCCCAUGCUGGGCUUCCUGCUGCUGUGCUUCGAGGAGGUCAGCCAGCUGUUGGGGGAGAUCUCCAAGGAUGGGGAGGUGCUACUCCAGGAUGUUAGGGAGGAUCUGGCUUGGCCAUCAAAAAAAGGAGAGAUCACAGGGAAGCCAGACCUCUUGCAACAACUGUUACAGUACACAGUCAGCAAGCUCCAGGUGCUCCAUGGCACAGUGGCCUCUCUCACGGGCAGCUUCCUGGAAAGUUCCAGCAACUACCUCCAUGCCACAGCCAGCCACCUGGAAAAUAAGCUGAGCACAAAAAGGGGUGUGGAGGAACACCUCCUGAGGGCCCUGGGGCAACUAGAGAGCCUGGCGAGCGGCCAUGGGGACCCUGGGCUGCAGGGUCCACCCCUGUGCUCUGAGGACAGUGGCAUCGGGGCUGACAAUGAAUCCGUGCAGUCUGCAGACAAGCUGGGCAAGCAAGGCAGCUGGGACUUGGCAUCCGAUCCUGUAGAAUGGAAGCCGGGGACGUCCCCACCAGUGGAGGCCAGACUGUCAGGACAUGGCUGGCAGCAAAGUCCGUUCUGGACAGGAUCAGACAGACCCCAGGACUGCCCACUGUCCAGACCAUCCGUGGCUAAGGUGCAUCCUGCUGCUCAGAGUGAAGCAAGCACCUCGGGCCCUUCCAGCACAGGUUCAGGAAGUGCUACCCUCAGGCCUUUGAAGGCAGGUAAGAGCAUGGCGUGGGGCUCCCUGCAGAUUGGAGUCCCCAUGGAGGCACAUCUGCCUACAGGCUCCAGGUUGGUCGGCGCGCCAUCCCUCAGUGAAGGCCAAGACAGCAGCUCAGAGGAGGGAGAUGAUGAGAGCUGCGCAAGUCCAUGUGCAGAGCAGGAACACAUGGCAGCCUCCUCCAGACCCCGGUCUUCACCACCUGGCCGGGAGAGCCUAUUUCAGCCACAUUCCCAGAAACUUAAAAGCCCCCAGGCGCAGGAAAUGAUUCUGAAGAUGAAAGAAGCCAUCAGUGAAAAGAUCAAGUUCGUUCCUCUAUCUUCUGGGCACCAAGACUGGGCUGAGGAGGAGGAAGAGGGAAGGACCCUGGUCCCACCAAGGCCUAGCACUGUCAGCGGCAGCAGGAAGACCCCUGAGAGGCAGAGGAGGUCCCAGUCAGAGGGUUGUCUAAAGAGCCCUGUGGAGGACCCCACACUUCAGGAGCUACAGAGGGUCCAAAGAGACCUGAGCCGGCGGCUGGAGAUGUUUUAUGCCCUAGGUGCUACCCGAGAGGGGCAGAGCCAGAAGCAGCUUCCACAGCCCAGGGCCCUGAUGCUGGGGACCCAGCACAGCUACAGAGUGAACCCCAGCAGCACCGUCAGCAAGCUCAAGGCUUCCCUCACCAGAAACUUCAGCAUCCUGCCCAGUCAGGACAGGAGUCUCCCACAGAAAUGCAGCCCCCACUCUGAGAGGGAACAGCCCUGGCAGAGCAAAGCUGAGAAGCUGCCAAAUGCCACCCCUUCCGGGGAGGACAGAGCCCCCGCCAGGACCACGGACAGGGGCAGCCACGGGGACUGUCCUAGCAGAGCAUCGGUGAAGAAACUCAUUGAAACUUUUAGUCCUUCUGAGAAUCUGAGGCUGCUGGGGGACCCCAGGAGCACAGGGCCAAGCCCCUGCCUGAAGAAAUGGGGGAUUCCCACCAUGCCCCCCAGAUUUCCUAUAUACAGAGGGCUUGCUCCUUUGUAUCCUAAGCCCCAGAUUUCCCCCACAGCACGAAGAGACUGUUUCAAGGUGGGUACGGGCUGGCGGCCCUUAGCACCCAUCUUCCCCCCUCUACCUCCAACAGAAGCAAACAAGGGUGAGGAGGUUGACUGUGAAAAUGGAGGGGACCCCACGGGUCUCCCUCCACCACCUCUGGAAGUCCUCAUGGACAACUCAUUUGCUUCUUUGGAGCCCCCAGAUGGCGACAAGCUGGCAGGGUACUCUCCUGAAGAGACCCCAGCCCCAGGGCAAGGAGAGGCAGGCCCUCCCAGAACGUGGCCUUCCACAAAGCUGAGGGCCUCCAUGAGCCCCAUUGACUUGCUGCCUAGUAAGGGCACUGCCAGCUCCCCGAAGAUGCGUGGCAUAGGGCCAGGAAGCAGCAGAAGCAGUUGCAAUCCUAGAAAACUCACCUUGGAUCUGAGUCACCCACCAGCAGCCAGCCCAAACCCACAUGUGGACGCCGGGGCUCAGAGUCAGGCACCCGCAGAGGCUGCAAGGGUCUCCAAGCAUCACCGCAAGGCACCACGCUGGCACCACACCAGCCCCCUGUCUGGGCAAAGCAAGACCAUGGAGCCUAGCCUGGCCCGGCCCCUACAAAGACCACAUUCUCCUGAGGCCUCCAGGAGCAGCCCCGAGAGGAGCAGCCCCGAGAAAAGCACCCCCGUAGUCAGAAAGGCCUCUCCCACAAGGACCCAUGCGCUACCCCAGGCAGACAAGAAGCAGCGAAGCAUGCCUGCAGCACAAAGACAUGCCCAGCCCAGCCGCCCCUCUGUCCUCAGCUCUCCCAGCCCACCACUCAGCCCCGGAGCCCCCAGCCCACCCAUGAGCCCCAGGACACUAAGCCCACCAACCACAAAGAAACAAACUUCCUCACCACCCCAGCACAAGCUGCCCAGCCCGCCCCCGGGGAGCCCACCUGCUCAGCACAAGGUCUCCCACCCUCCUGUCCAUCUUUCCCCCUUCUCCAACACCUCCCCCUCCCCACCAGUGCCCCCCUCCCAAGGGCACAAGGACACAAGGGACUCUGAAGAGAGUGAAGCUACCACUCCCAAAGCUUCUGAGAACACAGGCUCCAUAUUCUGCCCAGCCGCUUCCUCUCUCUUUGAAGCUAAGCCACCAACCUCAGCGGCCCACCCACUGGCCCCAUCCCCGGAGCCAGGGGGCCCUCCUGGAGCCCCUGCAGGAUGCUGGAGGAGUAGCUCAGGGCCACGGCCAGAUUUACAGAAGAGGAUGGUUCUGAGUGCCCUCAACCCCCUGCCUUUUGUCAGAAGGACAGCUCCCCACCGCCAGCCGGGGGCCCCUCUUCCAUUGCCUGGUUCUUGGGAAUCUCAGCCUGGCCAUAGCAGCUUGAGAGAAGAGUCUGAGCUCCAAAAAGACACUACCCCUUGGAGCCCCUGUGCCCCAGAACUGCAGGGUGAGGGUGCCAGGAGGUCCUCUCCCCCAGAGCUCUACGUGCUGGGCCAUGGACUGCAGCCAGAGGCCCGAGUCAGCCGCAGCCAGGACAAAUCCCAGCCGGAGGCGCGGCGCAAGCAUCAGGAGCUGUGACAUACUGACCAACGGGGUCACGCUGACGUCACUCACCCCAGGAGGCACAAGUUAAGUCUUUGACCUAAAGAUGGUGGCCAAACCAACCUCAAUCCUAGAAAAGUCUGGAAGAUGCACUGCUGGAGGGAGGGGCUGCUAAAUUUUAAGCAAUCCCUCUUUUCA
This is a messenger RNA of Perognathus longimembris pacificus (Pacific pocket mouse), 4032 nucleotides long. It is a transcript of the gene Pcare, whose product is annotated as photoreceptor cilium actin regulator. The record is from RefSeq and is a predicted model, not a curated record. Gene Ontology annotation, biological process: protein localization to photoreceptor outer segment; photoreceptor cell outer segment organization. NCBI's taxonomy places the organism in Eukaryota, Metazoa, Chordata, Mammalia, Rodentia, Heteromyidae. Gene Ontology annotation, cellular component: photoreceptor inner segment; photoreceptor outer segment.